UUCUUUUUUGGGGGAAGGCUUUCCUGGCCGUCUCUCUCCUUCCCCGGGGGCCGGGGGAGAGAGAGGUGGGCCGCCGAUGAGUCAUACUAACCGCGGCGAUCAUCUCCCGCCUUGGCAUCGCGGUUCAAACGAGCGAAAACGGUUUGAGAGCCGUCGUUUCCCUGGUUUUGUGGUUCAACAAACGAAACCGGGGCUGAACUCAUCUUGAGGCCUUAACAGCAAGUGAAAUCAUGGAGGAAAAUGGUGAAGAUGUGGCUUCCCUGGCGGCCUACAUUUCAACAGAUGGCAGCUACACAGAGACCGUGCCCAUGCCGAAUCACGGCACACUGACGGCUUCCUCGCAGGGCUCUUCCUCUGCCACUAAAUCAAGGCGCCAGCCUGUUUGGACUGACGAGGAGACCCGGGCCUUCAUCCAGGUGUGGGGUGAUGACGCGGUGCAGAGUGCCCUGGCAUCAAACUAUCGUACAGUUGCACAGUUCCAGUGGAUAGCGGAUGAAAUGCGAGCCCGGGGUUACAACAGGGAUUGGGAGCAAUGCCGCGAACGUGCAAAGGUCCUUCGACGGGGCUUCAAAGAGAUAGUGGAUGGGAACAGCAACGCUGGCCAUGGACGCCGCGUGUGGCCUUAUUUCGAAGAACUUAAUCGAUUUCUUUGCAUCAAGCAAAAUCUGGUCGUUCCACGGCUUUCAGGGAGCAACCCGAGGCCUCCUGUUGACCGCCGGCGUCGCGAGCACAGAGAAGCGCAAGAUGCCCCGUAUGAGCCAUCCCCAGUAGGCAAGAGCGACAAAGGGACUUUUGAAGAGCCAGACGGGGACUGUCUGUUGUUGCCCGAACCAGGAUCUCAGCAGAGCGAAGCCAACAUGGAAAACCAUGCGGCGUCUCCAGCAGCAAAUUCUGAUAUUUCCAUGGAUGGUAGCAUUGGUCCUGGCACUCCCACCGAUCCUUUGCCAUCCAAUGACUCAGUUACUGCGCCAAAUCUGCGCCCUCGGCCCCUGACUGCUGCAGAGAGGAUGCGUAAUCUUCGUUGCCGGCAAAGAAAGAGAAGGGGGGAUACUUUGAAAGAGCUGAUGGAAGUCACCUCCCAGGCUACCAGUGAACUAGUCCGGACAUUGUCCGACCUCACACAUAAAGAGGUGGCUUCUUUUGAGCGUGCUUACAAGGAGGAUCUUGCGGCCCGGAAGGACGAGAUGGAGCAGAGCGCUGAGGACAUUGGAAGGCUUGUAAGCGCUUUGGAAUCAAGUGAUCAAACUCUGAAGGAGCAGCUAAGCAGCCAGACCAGCGUACUGCAGGGCAUCUUGGAGGUUAUGAAAGACAUUCGGGGUAGAACAUCGUACAGUCCUCCAUAUCCAUCACAGUAUUACGAUUUUCCAGGCCCUAGCAUGAUUCACACAAGUGGUACUUCAUCAAACGGCCAAGAGAUGCCAUGCUCCUCCCCUUCCAGCCUUCCAUUUCCUUCCCAGCAGUCUGCCACCAGCAAUGGAGAUGUCUCUCCUAGGAAGCGGAUGAAAUGAAGCCAUCAGGCAGAACGGCACUGCUGAUUUAGCGUCCUGGUGGAAACCAAUUCUCCAGUUCUUUUGUUCCUAUUAGGACAACAUAUAUUGCUUUCCUUACUGCCUUUCUUCUUGCAUAGUUAGGACAUGUUCUCAUUCCCUUAACGUGUGUCUCCCCACAGCGUUAACGUUGUGGAAACAGCCGCCAGCAAAUGUACAUCUAGAUUUUAUUAUUACUUUUUUUUUUUUAGCGUACCUAUGUUAGUUUUCCUUCCAUCUUGUUUCCAAAGGAAUGCAGUGUUCGAUGUACAAGUAUAAUUUUUUUAAAAAAAAAAAUACACACUUAAAACACAUUACCAGGUACCUGUAAGAAGGUAAUAUUUGAAAAGUAAUAAAAACUGCACUGUUGUUCCAA
Pantherophis guttatus is the source of this 1902-nucleotide messenger RNA. RefSeq lists its product as uncharacterized. The record is from RefSeq and is a predicted model, not a curated record. Lineage: Eukaryota; Metazoa; Chordata; Lepidosauria; Squamata; Colubridae.